AUGAAAGAGCGGCCAGCAAAGAUGAAAUCCUCAUCAUCUGCGAUUCUCUCAGCCUUUUCAAUAUUUUUCAUUUCGUUUUCAUUGGCAAGUUCACAAUCUAUUCAGGACAAGUUUGUUCAAUGCCUUUCCAAGCAAUCUCAAUCCUCUAGUCCAAUCUCUGGAGCCAUCUAUACCCCUAACAACUCUUCAUUUUCAUCUGUUUUAGAGUCAUAUGUAAGGAAUCUCCGGUUCAUGACACCUGAAACCCCUAAACCUCUCGCUAUUGUGACCGCCUUGCACGAAUCCCAUGUCCAAGCAACUGUUGUUUGUUCAAAAUCCGUUGGCUUGCAGAUCAGAAUCCGGAGUGGUGGCCACGAUUAUGAGGGUCUAUCUUAUGUAUCCAGUGUUCCUUUUGUUAUUCUUGAUAUGUUUAAUCUUCGAGGCAUUGAUAUCAGUGUAAGAGAUGAAAGUGCGUGGGUGCAGGCGGGGGCCAGCCUUGGGGAAGUUUAUUACAGGAUUGCGGAGAAAAGUCCAGUUCAUGGCUUCCCUGCCGGGGUAUGUCCGACUCUUGGUGUUGGAGGGCACUUCACUGGUGGUGGCUAUGGAAACAUGAUGAGGAAGUAUGGGCUUUCUGUUGACAAUAUCAUAGACGCGAAAGUAGUUGAUGCUAGCGGUAGAAUUCUCGAUAGAGCGUCUAUGGGAGAAGAUCUCUUUUGGGCCAUCAGAGGAGGGGGUGCUGCUAGUUUUUGUGUUGUUCUUUCAUGGAAAAUCAAGUUGGUUCCUGUUCCUGAAACUGUCACUGUUUUCAGGGUAGACAAGAACCUGGAGGAAGGAGCCACUGACCUCGUUGUCAAGUGGCAACAGGUUGCGGAUAGGAUGGAUGAAGAUCUUUUCAUAAGAUUGAUGCUGAGCCCUGAAAAAAUUGGAAGCCCUCCAGGCCAGAAUACGAUUCAAGCAUCUUUUGUAGCUAUGUUUUUGGGGCAAACAGAAAGGCUUCUUCAAUUGAUGAACGAGAGCUUCCCGGAACUGGGUUUGCAGAAAAAAGAUUGCAUCGAGAUGAGGUGGGUGGAAUCAGUUCUCUUUUGGAUCGAUUAUCCAAAUGUAUCAUCAACAGACGUGUUGCUCCAAAGAAUUCCUAAGAGUGAAAGCUUUCUGAAACGUAAAUCAGAUUAUGUCCAACAACCUAUCCCCAAGGCUGGCUUGGAAGCCAUAUGGAAAGUAAUGAUGGAAGCAGAGAAUGUGGGGAUGAAUUGGAAUCCUUACGGAGGGAAAAUGAGUGAGAUUUUGCCCACAGCAACUCCUUUCCCCCACAGAGCAGGGAAUAUAUUCAAGAUUCAGUAUGGUUCCAACUGGAAAAAACCAGGGAACGACAUCGCUGACAACUUCUUGAAUUGGACCAGGAAGCUGUACGAAGCCAUGACUCCCUACGUGUCAAAGAAUCCACGGGAAUCAUUUCUCAACUACAGGGAUAUCGACAUUGGUGUGAACUCAAAUGGUACAUUGGAAGAAGGAAGAGUUUACGGAAGCAAAUAUUUCAAGGAAAAUUUUGACAGAUUGGUGGAUGUGAAGACGCAGGUUGAUCCCGACAAUUUCUUCCGCUAUGAGCAAAGCAUUCCAACUCGUUCAUCUGAUUGCAAGGGCUGA
This is a messenger RNA of Theobroma umbraticum, 1623 nucleotides long. Its product is annotated as berberine bridge enzyme-like 14. Gene Ontology annotation, molecular function: oxidoreductase activity; FAD binding. NCBI's taxonomy places the organism in Eukaryota, Viridiplantae, Streptophyta, Magnoliopsida, Malvales, Malvaceae. The record is from RefSeq and is a predicted model, not a curated record.